Messenger RNA from Conger conger (European conger), 2223 nucleotides. It is a transcript of the gene gpd1b, whose product is annotated as glycerol-3-phosphate dehydrogenase 1b. Gene Ontology annotation, biological process: carbohydrate metabolic process; glycerol-3-phosphate catabolic process. The transcript is spliced from 8 exons. The coding region runs from base 115 to 1170 and encodes 351 amino acids. Gene Ontology annotation, molecular function: glycerol-3-phosphate dehydrogenase [NAD(P)+] activity; protein homodimerization activity; NAD binding. The record is from RefSeq and is a predicted model, not a curated record. Gene Ontology annotation, cellular component: glycerol-3-phosphate dehydrogenase (FAD) complex; cytosol. Lineage: Eukaryota; Metazoa; Chordata; Actinopteri; Anguilliformes; Congridae.
CGCGUUACGCCGUGCAAAGUAUAAAUACGCUUUAGUCUGGUGGCAGUUGUCAGCCUUCGUGUACGGCACCGUUGGAGGAACAGCUACAUCAACCAGGCACGAGAAGGUCACACAAUGGCAGCGCCAAAGAAAGUCUGCAUUAUCGGCUCUGGGAACUGGGGCUCUGCCAUCGCCAAGAUCGUGGGCUCGAACACGGCGACGAACCCCAAGUUUGAGAAGACCGUCAGCAUGUGGGUGUUUGAGGAGAUGGUGGACGGACGCAAGCUGACCGAGAUCAUCAACACCGACCACGUGAACGUGAAGUACCUGCCUGGACACCCGCUGCCCCCCAACGUGCUGGCCGUUCCGGAGCUCCUAGACGCUGUGAAAGGGGCGGACGUGCUGGUGUUUGUCAUCCCGCACCAGUUUGUGGGGAAGGUGUGCGACACCAUCAAGGGCCACAUCAAGAGCGACGCUGUGGGCAUGUCUCUCAUCAAGGGAGUGGACGAGGGCCCAGAAGGCCUGAAGCUAAUCUCUGACGUCAUCAGAGAGAAACUGGGCAUCGUCAUGACUGUGCUGAUGGGAGCCAAUCUGGCCAAUGAGGUGGCAGAGGAAAAGUUCUGCGAAACCACCAUUGGCUGUAAGAGCGCGGAGCACGGUCCGAUGCUGAAGGAACUGAUGCAGACCAAAAACUUCCGCGUGUCGGUGGUGGCCGAGGCCGACGUGGUGGAGAUCUGCGGGGCUCUGAAGAACAUCGUGGCGGUGGGGGCGGGGUUCUGCGACGGGCUGGGGUUCGGCGAUAACACCAAGGCGGCGGUGAUCCGGCUGGGCCUGAUGGAGAUGAUCGCCUUCGCCCGGGUCUUCUGCACCGCCGGCCCCGUCUCCCCGACAACCUUCCUGGAGAGCUGCGGCGUCGCUGACCUCAUCACCACCUGCUACGGCGGCCGCAACCGCAAGAUCGCCGAGGCCUUCGCCAAAACCGGCAAGACCAUCGAGGAACUGGAAAAGGAGAUGCUUAAUGGGCAGAAACUUCAAGGUCCAGCAACCGCAGCGGAAGUCAACCACAUCCUUCAGCGCAAAAAGAUGGUGGACAAGUUCCCUCUCUUCAACGCUGUGUUCCAGAUCUGCUUCCAGGGCCACCCAGUCAGAGAGUUUGUCACUUGUCUCCAGAACCAUCCAGAACACAUGUAACCUGCCGCGCGAUUCGGUGGGUGGGUGGUGGGGAGCUGCGCUGUACGGAGAGACGCUCAAAUCAUACUUGUUCACCUGCCUUCUGUCACAGAAGGACCUGAGAGAAUAUUCCAGCAUUCUUCCACUGCUGCCCUGCCGUCCAAUGCCAGUCGAUCUCCUGACGGUCCCUUUAGAAACAGAACGAGCCGUUCACACGGGGGUCUCCAACUGAAUUCCCAGGGGGCCGCGGUGUCUGCGGGUAUUUGUGCUUUCCUUUCGAUCAGCUUCUAAAUAAGGCCUUGAGAACAAGGGUCUUUGGCCAAUCAAUGACUUAAAUUAACCACUGGUGUGGAGAACACCCUUCGAACCAGCAGACACUGCGGCCCUCCAGGACAGGAGUUUGACACCUGUGUGUUAGAGGUACCUAGGACUCGUUUUUGUGCCGGCUCUGUUACCAUGACCUUUAACCUGACCUGGGGUGUUUCUCUCUGCUCUUCAAUAUCACCGUCCCUUUUCUCACCUGAGCUGAGACUGGCAGAGAACGAAUGCUUCACUUAAAGUGCCAUUAAUAUAAUAUAUUUUAAUAUAAUGUUAUCACUAUAACAUUAUAUUAUAAUAUUACGAUACGAUAAUUAUAGGGCUAUCUGGACAGUAUGUAUGAAAUGUUGAAAGUGAGCUGCCACGGGAAUGCUUUUUGCUGUAUUUUUUCUGUGCAACAGAUAAAACGCCUAAAGUGUGUGUUUUUUUUUUAUCAUGUUCAAAUUUACAGAUUCAAUACAAAGCAAUCCUAUGACAUUAGCUGUAUAUUGUGAAGCUGUUCUCUCUGAAUGGAUCCCUAUCCUUGGGCUUGACCAGUUUUAAGUGCCUUAAAGUGUUUUUAACGCCUCAACCGGAUUAAAGUUCCACUUCAAGAUGAUGCAUUUCAGGCUGAAAAGGCAUCUCACUGCCCAUGCUCUUCGUUGCCAUGGUUACUGCCCCUGCUGGCUAUUGGUCUUCAGGUUUGGCCUGCGUAUGAAUGUGGAGAAUGUAUGUAAAAUGUGUUUCAGAAAGUAAAUGUAUUUAUUUAAGCACAAA